Sitophilus oryzae (rice weevil) is the source of this 7180-nucleotide messenger RNA. RefSeq names its product cadherin-89D. The transcript is spliced from 23 exons. Gene Ontology annotation, biological process: homophilic cell-cell adhesion. The record is from RefSeq and is a predicted model, not a curated record. The coding region runs from base 261 to 5909 and encodes 1882 amino acids. Gene Ontology annotation, molecular function: calcium ion binding; cadherin binding. Gene Ontology annotation, cellular component: plasma membrane; catenin complex. NCBI's taxonomy places the organism in Eukaryota, Metazoa, Arthropoda, Insecta, Coleoptera, Curculionidae.
GCAGAGAAGUACCGUGUACCGCGGUUCUCCGGGUACCGCAUGUACCACAUUCACCUGUCUUGAGUCGUACGGGUAGCUAUUGACCGCGCGCUGGUACUGCCGAGAGUUUUUCUUUUAAAAAUACCGCGAGAAAGUGCAGUGAAAACUUGGUUUUUCUUUUUAAAAAACGAAGAGAAGGUUUUGGUUAGAACUACUUAAUAGCCAGGAAUGGUGGAGCGACAACAGGAAAGGCCCAUUUCUGUUGGACAAAUGAAGCCAACAUGAACGAGUUCCUCGCCAGAUUGUUCCUUGUUUUGGCCUUUGUGAUAAAAGAAAUAUACGGAUGUCAAUUCUACCCUCCCGGAGAGUACCUGAGAUUUGUACGAGUACCUGAAAACUUAAGAGUAGGCGAGGAAGUACUCAGAAUAGAUGUCUUCCCCAGAAACAACCUACAUUUACUCCCAGUGGACAAAAAUGAAGAUGUCAACUAUUUCACCUACAGAGACCUUAAUAAAACUAGCGUAGCUUUAAUUCUAGCCAAGUCACUAGAAGACUUGGUUGACACAGCAGUACCAAGGAAUGUGCUCAAAUUUAAGCUAAGUUGUGAUUACCAUGAUGGUGAAGAUACGAUAACAUCAUCACUGUCUGUGACUGUGUAUGUAGAGGACAUUAAUGAUCAUGCUCCUAUGUUUAUUGGCGCACCCUAUAGUGUUCAAGUUGAUGAGCAAUUUCCUGUAGGACUUGCUGUUUUUAGAAAUAUCAAAGCAGUGGACAGGGACAAACCAAAUACACCAAAUUCCGAUGUCCAGUUUGCCAUAGUUUCAGGGAACGAUAGGGGUAAAUUCGCCCUGGAAAAUACCCAUCAACCUAACCUCAUUCUUCGUAGAGCUUUAGACUAUGACGCUGGUGAUCGUACCUUUAUUUUGACUAUAUCUGCCACGGAUCGCGGGUCUCCACCAAGAAGUUCCAAUGCUACAGUGACAAUUCAAGUGAAUGACAACGAUGAUUUACCACCGAAAUUUACCAAAGGUGUCUACAGAACAAGGAUACAGGAAUUUUAUCCUAUUACUGGUGCCAAAAUACACGAAUCCUUGACAUUCGUACCUCCAAUAUUUGCCUUUGACCAAGAUUUCGCGAUAGACACACGAAUCCGGUACGACAUCCUAGCAGGAAACGAACGAAGACUCUUCUUCCUGGACAAGGACAACGGUACCUUAUUCCUAGAACGCGAAAUAGACCUAGAAGCUGAACGUUCCCUACCAGCAAACACCUUUGUCCUACAAAUCCAGGCUUCCCAAGUCGAUAACCCUCUCAAAGCUGGAGUGGCUCGCGUGGAAAUCGAGGUUAUAGACCUCAACGACAACCUGCCUGAGUUUGAGGUCGAUUUCUACAACAUCAGUAUAGUGGAAAAUCUGCCUAAUGGGUUCAGUGUGCUGCAAAUUAUUGCAACUGAUCAGGAUCAGGGAGAUAAUGCUGAGUUUUCGUAUCAGUUGGAGGAUAAAAGUGGGGCGUUUACUCUGGAUUCAAGGACUGGAUGGUUGACGGUGAGAAACCAGAGUAUGCUGGACAGAGAAAAGCGUUCUGCAAUUGCCAUGAGAGUUUUCGCAAAAGAAAAAGUACCCAGCGUUGUAUCAAACAAAAUCGACGCAGCAUCAGUAGGAAUCGAAGUAACAUUACUAGACGCAAACGACAAUAGUCCAACAUUCAUCCCGGCAAAUCUGUACGAGUUUGUGGUCAGUACAGAAGCCAAGAAAGGCGAUCUUGUUGGCCUAGUACGAGCAAUUGAUCCAGAUUUGGGUACAAAUGGGUUGGUAACUUAUUCCCUUCAAAAAGCACCAAAUAGCAGUACUGCUUUCAUUGUUGAACCGCUGAAAGGGCAGAUUUUUGUUGAAGAUGACGAGCUUUCUAUAGGGAAGCAUUUACUGUUUUUGGAAGCAGCAGAUCAGCCGGUGAAUCCAAGCGAAAAACGGACAUCUCUUGCUGUUGUCAGUGUCAUUGUUCGAGAUCCUAAAGCUGGUAACGGCUAUCCGGAGUUUGUAGGAGCUCCGUACGAAUUCUGGGUGGGAGCUACAGUUGGAAUUGGCACCAGCGUUGGGCAGAUUCGUGUUGCCGAGGUAACGGAACCAGGGCAAUUAACCUUUGAUCUCUUGCACAGCUACCACGAAGGAGUACCAUUUGCUGUAGAAGAAAAGUCAGGUGUGAUCACAGUGAUAGACGAACUGAACAAGUACAAUCGUUCAAAUUAUGACUUUGAAGGUGUCGCUAGUGAUGGAAAUAAAGUUUCCUUGAUCACCAACGUCACUUUACACGUAGUAGACCCUAAAGAUGGCCAAACAGUUCUUAUGAAAACUGGAAACGAGGUUUUGGAGUUCCACAUUAAAGAAAACCAACCAAACAUGAUCAUAGGAAGACUUGGCUUCAAAGGAAACGGUACAAACUCUCUCAAAUUCACCAUAGCCAACCAGAAAGACGUCACAGACGUUAUAGCCAUCACCAGUGAUGGAACUCUUCACACCUUAAGAUCACUAGACAGAGAAACUCGCGAUAUUUACAGACUCACCGUCAUAGCACAGUACAGUAAAGGUGAAGUACUAGGAACUGGGAUUUACCAGGUUGUCAUAACUGUAGAUGAUGAAAAUGAUAACAAGCCUACGUUUGAACGGAGUGAAUAUCGAGGAAGAAUUAAGGAAAACGCUUUGACAAGUACAGAAAUUGAUCUAGAUUUUCCUGUUCAUGCUACAGACGCUGACACUGGAGCAAACGGUCAGUUUACUGUCACGUUAUUUGGCGAAGGCAGUGAAAUGUUUAGACUAGAUAAAAAUACUGGUAAAAUCCAAUUUGUUGGUGCUGCAAGUCCUUUGGAUAGAGAAACAGUUUCUGAAUACAAUCUAAGACUGGUUGCUAAAGAUAAAGGAGGAUUAUACAGUGAGGUUCCUUUGACAAUUCAGAUAGAAGACAUCAAUGACAAUGCUCCGAUGUUCGGUGAAAUUGAUAUUUAUACUGAGAAAGGCGUUAAAGUACUAGAUUAUGAUAAAACAGGAAAUAGAGUGGGGCAUUUUGAGCAAAUACAUGAUCCAAAUGUUACUAAGUUUGGACUUACUCAAGCUUAUUUGAGAGCUAAGAUUCCUAAACCGAAGGUAUCACCUUUGGUGUCUGUACCAGAAGAUAUUGGAGUUGGCAAUCAAGUGCUGAAGCUGAUAGCCACAGACAAAGACGCCGGUGAGAACGCCAUGGUAAAAUACGAGAUGGUCUCAGAAACUUUCAUACCCAACGACAAAUCUUCUGAACCUUUCCAUCUGAUCCAGUACUUCAUGGUACACCCAACUACUGGAGAGAUAUCAGUAACCAAAACACUUCCGCCUGAAUCAGAGUUUAGAUUAAAUGUUUCGGCCUCUGACUUGGGGUUGUUGAAAGACUACAUUUUGGUGCGUAUUGUCGUGAAGGAUGUGAAUGAUCAUACCCCUGUAUUUAAGAAGUCUUGGUAUAACUUUGAUACAGAGGAAGCGGAUUAUAGUAAAAAAGUUUUGGGAAAAAUUGAGGCAAUGGAUGCGGAUUAUGGUGCCAACGCAAACAUAUCCUACUUCAUAAAGAGUGAAAACAAUGAAUCUGUGCCUUUUGCCAUAUCUACUUACACAGGACAGCUGAGUGUUGAGGGACAAUUAGAUAGAGAAAUCAGAGACAGAUACUCGUUUGUGGUUGUAGCCAAAGAUAACCCGCUAGAUGGAAAGUCAAUGAGCAGUUCUGUUAACGUAGAAGUCAAUGUUUUGGAUGUCAAUGAUAAUGCCCCUGUAUUUUAUGGGUACGAUGAUAUGUUGUCUGAAAAUGGUAACAGGACGCCUGUUUAUUAUGCUACAGUUUCAGAAAACAGCCCUAUUGGUACUCCAAUCACCAGGGUAUUCGCAAACGAUUCCGACUUCAGCGGGAAUGGAAAUGGACUCAUUCUUUUUGACAUUCCCUUCCAAAAAGGACGUCUAAACCUAUUUUCGGUAGACUCCAAAGAAGGGAUCAUCACAACCAUCGGAAAACUUGACUACGAAACUCAAAAAAGCCACAAUGUGACCAUAGUUGCCUCAGAUCUGGGCUCACCAAGUCUCAGUGCUACAGCCUUAUUAAUGGUGUCAGUCAUAGAUGUCCCAGAAGACGUCCAGACAACUGACAGUCCAGUAUUCGCUCAUCGCUACUACGAAAUAGAAGUAGAAGAAAACUCUGAUGUACCUCUUCAACUCCUAACCCUUAACGUCACAGAAUCAUAUAGAUCUCACCAACUUCGUUACAGUCUGGUGGGUGAUGAUGGAGAUGGUAUGUUCUCUAUAGAUUCAAAGAAUGGAAGUAUUUUACUUCUAAGAAGUCCAGACAGAGAGGAAAAAGCGUUGUAUGAACUGGUAGUACGUCUGGAUCAGUUUAAAGUUGGUAGAGAUAUGGCUGUUGUGGUGUAUCCCGUUACCAAUGACAGACUAGGCAAUUUGGGUUUAAAUGAAGUUAAAGUAAUAGUAAGGAUCACUGAUAAAAAUGACAAUGUUCCCAAAUUCAGCGUUAUGGGAAGACCAAUAGUUGCAGCUAUUCCAACAACAGCAGCUUAUGGAUAUGACGUCCUCAAAUUGCAUGCUGCGGAUCCGGAUUUGGGAUUAAAUGGGGAAGUUCGUUAUCAGAUUUUAAGUAGAUCCGAUGAUGCAAACAGAAGAUUUACCAUAGAUUCUUCUUCCGGACAGGUUAGAGCUAUUGCAUCGUUCUUAAAUGAUGCUGGAAAAGUAUUUGGGUUUGAUGUUAAAGCUACUGAUAGACGAGGGGCUGAUGAUGGACAUAGUUCCAUAGCUAAUGUUUUGGUUUACGUCUUGGAUGAACAGAAACAACUUAUAAUGGUGAUGGGAAUGAAACCUACUGAUGUCGAAAGUAACAUGAACAACAUUACUAUGGCCUUAUUCAAUGCUACAGGGUACGACAUAAGAGUCAGAAAGCUGGAACCGCACAACGAACGUAACCAAAUUGAUAGUACAGCAACUGACAUGUACUUGUACGCUGUGGACCCAUCACUGAACACUGUCAUCGACAUGACACAACUUGAAAAAAUUCUGUCAGUCAAACAACAAGAAAUAGAGCACAGACUAGAUGGUUCAAAAGUUUUAUCACUAUCCAGUGGAAACACUAUUAUCCCUGACAGACCAUAUACCAGAACACCAAAAUUGAUUCUAUCAUCCUUAGAAAUAGGAGUUAUAAUCUUAGGCUGUAUUGUCUUCCUUGGAGCUCUCAUAACAGCCAUUUGCGUGGCUUGUAGCCGAAGAAAAAAACGUAGAAGCCUAGAAAGCUAUUCCUCCACCCUUGGUUACGCUCUAGCUUCAUCAAAGACAGGUCUAUACCCUCCUGGAUACGGUACGCCGGUUCCAUAUCCAGACGUCGGAUCAGUCGACAUGAAUAUGGGGUACCAUACUGGUCAAAGGAGUCACCAUCACGACAUCUCGUGUCCGAGGUACGGAACUAGACCCAGUGGUUAUAGAGGUCAUUCUCGUAGCUCUGUGGGUCUGGAAAAGUCGAUCACGAGUCUGCAUUCCAGUGGGCAUGAUUCUGGAAUUGCGGACGCGACCAUUGUGCAUCCUUGUCAUUGUGGCCAUAGCAGCAGUAGGAGCUCAGAGGGGAGCACCAACAGUUAUGAGGAUUCCUUGCAGUCAAUUCCUCACAGCAGGAAACUAAGGGAUCCCACACCUGCCAUGCACCACCACAUCAGUCUGGGACCCGGUGGUGGUACCAACAACCACCACAACCGUCGUUCUAGGAACAGGUCCAUCUCCGAAGACAUCGUAGAUGCCGGUGGACUGCGCCAGAUCCAGGGAAUUAGCCAGAACCCACCUCCUGGACCAUCUGGACUGUUCCAUAAUGGUCCUUCGGCCUUGAGAAGGUCCACCGAACGACUGAUGAUGGUGGGACAGAUGAGCUGAAACGUCUGAAAGGAUAUUAUUUUUUUUUGUUUCAAUUUAACAUAACAGUUACCAUUCAAUGUGCAAUGAUGUAUGUAAAUAGUAGGUUUAAGGAAUGUGAAUGUGCAAUAUAUUGUUUAUUUUUGAUAUUAUAACGAAGAAAUAAAUAUGUUAGAAUGGUUGAAUUAGUUGGUUGUUUUAUAAAAAAUACUAUUUUUUGUACAAAUGUCAGUAAAAUUAUUAUUUUUUAAACGUGGGUAUAUUGCCAGUGUCUAAAAUGUAAUUUUAUGAAAUAUAUGUGAAAGUAGUAUACUUUUAACGCUUGAGUUAAACUUUCUUACUUUUAAAACUGGCUUGAAAAAUGUCUUACUUUUAACUCUUCUGUUAAAAGUCUCUUACUUUUAAAAAUGUCUUAAAAACGUCUUACUUUUAAUAAUUGUUUUAAAAAUGUCUUACUUUUAACACUUGUGUUAAAGCCUUACUUUUAAAACUUGUGUUAAAUGUGUCUUACUUUUAACACUUCUUUUAAGUGCCUUAUUUUUAACACUUGUAUUAAAAGUUAUCUUACUUUUAAAAAUGUCUUGAAAUAUCUUACUUUUAAAAAUGUCUUAAAAUGUCUUACUUUUAAGACUGGUGUUAAAAAUGUUUUACUUUUAAUACUUGUGUUAAAAGUAAGAUAUUUUUAAAAGUAAAAGACUUUUAACACAAAAUAAUCUUACUUUUAAUAAUUGUUUUAAAAGUGUCUUAUUUUUAACACUUGUGUUAAAGUCUCAGUUUUAAUAUUUGUGUUAAAUGUGUCUUACUUUUAACACUUCUUUUAAACGCCUUACUUUUAACACUUGUGUUAGAAGUCUCUUAUUUUAAAAAUGAUUUAAAAUAAAAUAUCUUACUUUUAACAUAAGUAUUAAAAGUAAGACAUUUAAAAAAUAUAUUAAAAGUAAGACAUUUUUAACACAAGUCUUAAAAGUAAGACAUUUUAAGACAUUUUUAAAAGUAAGACAUUUUUAAAAAGUCCUUUUUUAGAGUCAUUUGAACAAUUGUUUAAUGUUAAAAAGCAUUUUUUAGACAUUUACUGACCCUUGUAGAAGAAAAAUGGUGUUUUGGUUAUGAUAUAUGUGCUAAAAAUAGUUUUAUUUGUUAGAAGAUUGAAAUCUGAAGAUAAUCGUUCAUUUAAAACUAUUCAAAGCCUACCAACUAUAUCAAUCAAUUUACUCUGCUCAACAUAUAAAAUAUACAUAUAAAAACUGUAAAUACUGUAUAAUAAUAAAAAAAUAUAUAUAUAUAAAAGUGAU